Messenger RNA from Pseudo-nitzschia multistriata, 1912 nucleotides. NCBI's taxonomy places the organism in Eukaryota, Bacillariophyta, Bacillariophyceae, Bacillariales, Bacillariaceae. The record is from the annotation of a GenBank genome assembly.
AAAAAACACAAGGUUGAGUAUGUGAAGUGUCCGAAACAGAAAAAGGGCAAGUUUUCGAAGCUAAUUGUCGAUGAAAUCCGAGCCCGGGAUCCUCCCGGUCGCUUUCUGAAACAGGACAAAGACACGAAACUAUGGUACGACAUUGGGGAGAAGAAAGCCUUAGAUAAAACACGGCAGGCACUUCGAGAGGGGGCACCCGAGAUCAUGAACAACGAAAAACAGGAUAACGGUGAAAAAGCAGCUGCUUCAGUKAAUCAGGUACGAAUAACGUCUGUCCGACCACCCGAAUUUCUAAACAGAACAAAAAAUCUUCYCAGUUCUCACAAAYAUUUUUCAUUCUUGUCUAUUUUCGCUACGAUCCUCAAGACGGCUACAACWGAACAACAGCAGCUAGAUAACAGCGAAUAUAAUAUGYUACAGCAAUCGAUUAUGAGUAUCGGGACUGAUUCUUUUUCACAGGGCGGUAUGAUGUCACAGAAUACCUUCAACGGUAUGGGUGGUAAUAGCAACAAUUUGUCUGGAGGAAUGCUGUCCGCUCCGCUUUACGAGUCUCCAGUAGGAAACGACAGGCAUUCUUCAUCGAACGACAAUAUGCUCGGAAAUCGAACGAAUGSCAUAGAUCUGUCUCAAAUGAUUCCACCGCCACAAAUCCACGAACCGAAUAUUAAUAUGAUGCAGCAACAGCAAAUGCUACUAMGAGAACAGGAGCAGCAGCUUCAACGUGAACAGGAACGAAAAUGGCAGGAACUGAAAUUGUUGCAGCAGCAACAACUAAAAGCKCAAUUGCACCAGUCGCAGCGCCGCCAAUUCAMUUCCCAACAGCAAGAAGAAAUUCUUAGAAAUGCAACGGCCGUGAUGGCGGCCGAUAUCAACUAUCCUCAAAACAAUAAUAUGAACUUCCAGCAUCAACCCACAACAAUGCACAUGGAUAAUCUUAGGAURAAUAGAYUCACGGAGAAGCGAAAACUUUUGGAAGAACRAGUUCUUCAGCRACAGCAACUCGAGAUGUUUGAGAUGAAAAAGYUUCAAAAUCAACAAAAACUAAACGAGCUWARGCAAMMGCAGCAUCAACAUCAACAACUGCAACAGCAAAUGCAGCAUCAACAGGAACAACUUUCAUCUUCUGAAAUAAGGGGGGCUCUUCAAAGUAGAUUGAAUGCAGUKUAUGCUGGAACCGACGCCUAUGAACCUAUGCCAAUAGGUGCUCCGUCGGCCCAACCUGCAGCGGAAGGCACUUUAAGUGGUGGGAACCAUUCCGACGGUUCAUCACCACGACGGAGGGGACCGGGUCUAGUGCGAGAGAAUAGCCUGAAAAUGGAAAGCAUAUUCGAGAACGAUGGCGAUAGCGAUGGCGAUUACACGCGUCGCGGCAGCAGCGGCAACACGAGCGGUGGCAGCAGCAACAAAAAAUACAACGCCAGCAUCAUGUCGGGAAUGUCGAUGUCUGCAACCAGUCUAUCUAUGGGAUUCGAAGAGGAGAGCCAGCUCAGUGCCCUCUUCGAUACUUCCAUGAAACUCAAUCACACCGCCGCCCUGAAUGAUACAGGUGCUCCUUCCAAAGUGAAAGGGCCCGGGAGGCACAACGAAACAAAGAGCAACCAAUCUCUUCUCGGAAUGAGCCUAGGAAUGAGCCUCGGAACGAUUCCAGGCGAAAAAUCCAGCAGUAGUAGUAUGAGCACCGAUAGUUUCGCACACCUUGGAGACUCCCAAUUCCGAUAAUUUCUGCGAGAUGGACACGGUAUCCUUUAAUUUCCGAAUUGAGGAUUGUUAUCACUAUUUUCMUGUUCUCGUUGCAAUGGACGUACUUCUCGAAACAAGAGUGAGCGGCUCACGUUAAUUAUGAGUGUUUCCUUUUCGCCUAAAUGUUGUAUAUCUCCUAUAGAAAGUUUUGAAAUAGAAUCGCUCUUUAUGU